AGUAAUAAUAACAAUAAUUCGUCGUUUACUACUGCUACUACUACUCCUCCACUCCCUCCCACCGCAUCACCAUCUUCUUCCUCACCCUCUCCCUCCCCAUCUCAUCAUCCUUGUCCUACUCUUUCUCUCUCUUAUUUAUCUUCCAUUUCUCUCCCUUUACUUUUCCCCAUACCAUCCCCUGUUUACCCCCAUCAGCCUUAACCCUCAUCCCGUGUUCUUACAUUCUCCGAUCGUUUUGGUAGAACGACCUCCAUCAUUGAGUUGUGGUGGAUCCGUGGCAGCCGUUGUUUCUCUUGAGCCUCUGUUUGAGCAUAUUCAGGUAGGAUUCCCACAGGUUGUUUUGAGAAAAAGAGGAAAUUUAUUUUUCUUCAAGGAAAAUGUUGGGAGGAGACAAUGGUAAUCCUUUGCUUCCUGCUUUCCUGGAUGAGAAUCGUUUCCCGUAUCAGGCUAAUGCAUCAAAUCAGCUGCAGUUAUUUGGCAGUCUGCCAGCUGGAUGUAAUGCCGAUCCAGUAAAUUAUUUUGGAAAUGAGCAUAUUACUCCUAUUAUUCGGCCAAGCAAACGAGGCAGGGAAAUGGAAGAUAUCUCAAGGCAGCAAAAACUUCAGAUAUCCUUGAAUUAUAAUCCCUGUCAAGAUGAAGCUGAUCGUUCAGCAAGCAUUCCGAACCCAUACCCGGUAUCAACAGGGCUAAGGCUAUCAUAUGAUGAUGAUGAGCGUAACUCAUCAGUUACUUCUGCUAGUGGAAGUAUGACGGCUACACCUUCAAUCAUCUUGUCCCUUGGUGAAAAUAUUAGAACUGAGCUUGAUAGGCAGAAAGAAGAAUUUGACCAUUUUAUCAAAAUUCAGGAGGAACAGUUGGCAAAGGGGGUGAGGGACAUGAAGCAGAAACACAUUGCUUCUUUCCUUACUGCUAUAGAGAAAGGUGUAAGCAAAAAGCUACGGGAGAAAGACAUUGAGAUAGAGAACAUGAACCGUAAGAACAGGGAACUGGUAGAGAGAAUAAAGCAGGUAGCAAUGGAAGCCCAGAAUUGGCACUAUAGAGCAAAGUACAAUGAAUCAAUUGUUAAUGUCUUGAAGAGCAACCUCCAGCAGGCAAUUUCACAGGGUGCUGAACAAGGGAAGGAAGGAUUUGGAGACAGUGAAGUCGAUGACACUGCCUCGUAUAUCGACCCAAACAACUUGCUGAGCAUUCCAGGUGGACCUGCAAAAUCAUUUCCCAGGAAUAACCUAGGGUUGAAAGAGCACGUUGCUUGUAGAGCAUGCAAGGCAAAGGAGGUCUCCAUGUUGUUGAUGCCUUGUCGGCACCUGUGUUUAUGCAAGGACUGUGAGGGGUUGGUUAGUGUUUGUCCUGUAUGCCAGUUGAUGAAAACUGGCAGUGUCCAAGUGUUUCUAUCCUAAUUUAUGAAAGCAUAUUUCCAUACAAAAUGAAAAAUCAUUUACUCUUGUUACAUGUAUAUCUCAAAAUUAUUAAUCAUGAAAAGGAAACCGUGUGAUUUAUGUA
Juglans microcarpa x Juglans regia is the source of this 1500-nucleotide messenger RNA. Its product is annotated as probable BOI-related E3 ubiquitin-protein ligase 2. The record is from RefSeq and is a predicted model, not a curated record. Lineage: Eukaryota; Viridiplantae; Streptophyta; Magnoliopsida; Fagales; Juglandaceae. Gene Ontology annotation, molecular function: ubiquitin-protein transferase activity. The coding region runs from base 378 to 1397 and encodes 339 amino acids. The transcript has 5 exons.